AUGUCAUCGAUUUUUCUAGUGCUUUGGCUAACGCAGGCACAAAAACAGGAUCCGGCGGAGCGGAAGCACUUGCGGAGGCACAGGCAGCUAAUUCUGAUUCUGGUUAUGGAUUCUCUGGAGCCAACGCCAAUGCCAACUCGUUCAACCAAAACUACGGGGGAUUGGAUUUCUCCAGUGCCAACGCGAAUGCUAAUGCGUUCAGCCAAGGAUUUGGCCCUAAUGGAUUCGGCAGCAGCGCAGCGAAUGCACAAGCUCAGUCAUUCGAAAGUAGCGGACCGCUCGGAUCGUUCGGAGCGUCUGCAGCCAAUGCGGCAUCGCAGGGGAUCGCCUUUGGGCCUGGUGGCCUGUCCGGAUCGGCAUCUUUUGCUGGCAGUCAAACCUAUGAUCUGCCGGGGGGCAAAGACAUAUCGAUAUCGUACUCGCAAGGAAUUUCAAUUGGGGAGGAUGGUCUGCCGACGUACUCCGGGGGACAUGCAGUAAGUGUAAGCUAAUUGAUGUUGUCUGGUUCGUGUUUCAAAUUCGAAUAAAAAAUUCACAACGCUUAUAUAGUGAAGAAUAGAAAAUUAAUAAAACAUUCUACAUUUUUAUUUUAUUCGAGGGGUAAGCUCAGGUUGAUUUAUGUAAUCGCCUUUG
Armigeres subalbatus is the source of this 633-nucleotide messenger RNA. RefSeq lists its product as uncharacterized. Lineage: Eukaryota; Metazoa; Arthropoda; Insecta; Diptera; Culicidae. The coding region runs from base 1 to 480 and encodes 159 amino acids. The transcript has 4 exons. The record is from RefSeq and is a predicted model, not a curated record.